Clupea harengus (Atlantic herring) is the source of this 1493-nucleotide messenger RNA. It is a transcript of the gene ascc1, whose product is annotated as activating signal cointegrator 1 complex subunit 1. The record is from RefSeq and is a predicted model, not a curated record. NCBI's taxonomy places the organism in Eukaryota, Metazoa, Chordata, Actinopteri, Clupeiformes, Clupeidae. Gene Ontology annotation, biological process: regulation of DNA-templated transcription; DNA alkylation repair. Gene Ontology annotation, cellular component: nucleus. Gene Ontology annotation, molecular function: RNA binding.
CGCAUCGCAUAUAGUAUAAGAAAGACAGCUGGCUAACCAGCGGUGUAGUAGGGCAGCCUCAGGCUAAUAUUUAUGGUUUUCUGCAAUGAAUCAAUUUUCAUAAAGUGCUACAACAUUACUGUAAGGUUAUUGAUUCCUGUAUGGCUUUGGGUAAGGUUUUCCGGUAAAUAUGGAGGUGUUACGUCCAGUUCUUGUAAAUAUUAAAGGAAGGAUAUACAGAAAAACGGCUGUGAAGGAGGAAUGUUAUGAUGACGAAGAGGAUGAUUAUUCGUAUUAUGGAACAGCAAGUGAUCAAUGCGCGGAUGAACCCUGCGAUCUCCAUGCCAUAGAACAAACAGAGAAAGGCUUCUGCUGUGCCCUUGACAUCCCAAGUGUCCUUCACAAAUACAUCAUUGGGAAGAAAGGAGAGACAAAGAAACGAUUGGAAUCAGAUACAAAGACAUCAAUUAACAUCCCCAAGCAAGGGGUGGAGGGAGCAAUAGUGAUCACUGCAGCGCAGAAGGCGUCUGUGGCGUCGGCAGUCACGCGGCUCGAACUCCUCGUUGAGAGCUUUCGGAGGAAGCAGCCUUUCACCCACUUCCUGUCGCUCGCUUUGAACCACCCGAACAUUCAGGAAGGCUUCCUGAGGUUUAAGGAGGAGGUCUUGAAGCAGUGCUCACAGGAUGUUGGCGUGGAUGCUAGCAUCUUCCAGAACCCUGCCAAGUUGCAUCUGACAGUGGGCACGUUGGCACUGCUCAGCGAGGCAGAAGUGCAGCGGGCAUCUGAGCUGCUACAGCAGUGUCAGGACUUUAUCAGGGAUCUGACGGAAGGAAAGCCCCUCCCGCUGGUUGUGUCCGGUAUCGAGUACAUGAAUGAUGACCCCUCCAUGGUGGAUGUCCUCUACGCCAAAGUUCAAGUCAAAGGCGGCUCUGACGCGUUGCAGGUGAUUGCCGACAGGCUGGUGGAGCACUUUGUGGCCGUGGGACUGAUGGUGAGGGAAUGGGAGCGCGUGAAACUCCACGGCACAGUCAUGAACACCCUGUUCAGGAAGGACCACUCAGCUGAAGACAAGGGCAGCCAUGGAAAACAAAAUACCAAAGGCCGCGAGGCAUUUGACGCAAGAAACAUAUUGCAGAACUUUGGUGCAUAUCAUUUUGGCGAGUUCGAGCUGAACACUGUGCAGAUAUCCCAGAGGUUCUCUUCCGACUCUACUGGUUACUACUCCUCAGCUGGUGAGGUCACCUUCUCCUGAAGUAGCACCCAAAAGCCUGGAGUCCCCAAAUGGUAAGAGAGGAUCGAGCUGUGCUGAUCCCAAGGCCAAGCAGAGAGUGUGAGGAUCAAGAAAGACCAGUCUGAAAUCCAUGUUGCAGUGAGAUUCAGAGAUUCAGACCGCCUGCGACUACCACUAAGGAUAUUAUCAGGAGAGGCUCUCAAAAUAACUAAAGGUUUUUAACUUUGAUCUGUUGAUAUGAUUUCCCAUUCACAAGUGCAACAAUAAACAAGUACUGAAAGCA